AUGGCAGGUGAAGGAGCUGUGGCAAAUCUCCAGAUAGAAAUCAACUGUCCCAUCUGCCUGGAUAACCUGAGAGACCCUGUCGCCAUCGAAUGUGGGCACAACUUCUGUCGUUCCUGCAUGGAGCAGUCCUGGGCUGAUGUGCAGGACAGGUUCCCUUGCCCUGUGUGCCAUCACCCAUGCAAAGAGAGGCACCUGUGGAGCAACACCCAGCUGGGAAGGGUGGUUGACAUGGCCAAGCUCCUCCAGAUCACAGGGGCCAAGAUGAAGCAGCAGGAAGAGAGGCGCUUGUGUGAGAAGCACAACCAGGCCCUGACCUUCUUCUGUGAGGAGGACCUAAAGUUGUUGUGUCCCCUGUGCACUCAGCCCCCUGACCACCAGGGUGACCACGUGAGGCCCAUGGAGGAGGCUGCCUCUCAUCACAGGCAAAAGCUCAGAAGUUACAUUGAGCCCCUGAGGAAGCAGCUGGCAGACCUUCAGAAACUAUUAGCCACUCAAGACAGGCAACGAUCAGAACUGAGAGAAAAGGUGGAAAAGCGGAGAGCGAAGUUAGCCUCUGAAUAUGAGAGUGUGAUAGCAUCCAUAGAGAUUGAGCAAGCGGCAGUUCACUCAAGGCUAGCUGCACAAGAGAAGCACGUUCUAUGGAAUCUCACUGCAAACAAAGCUGCAUUUUCAGACCACAUUUCCAAACUUAGAGAAAUGCCCAGAGGGAUUGGCAUCUACCUGGACUAUGAGAUGGGUCACGUUUCCUUUUACAGUUUGAAUGACAUGUCUCACAUCCAUUCCUUCAGGGAUACAUUUUCUGAGGUGCUAAAGCCUUACUUCUAUGUCGGAUGUGAUCCCAAACCUCUUACCAUCCUUGAUUUAAGAGAUUAG
Myotis brandtii (Brandt's bat) is the source of this 873-nucleotide messenger RNA. RefSeq names its product putative tripartite motif-containing protein 75. The coding region runs from base 1 to 873 and encodes 290 amino acids. Gene Ontology annotation, molecular function: protein binding; zinc ion binding. The transcript is spliced from 2 exons. The record is from RefSeq and is a predicted model, not a curated record. Lineage: Eukaryota; Metazoa; Chordata; Mammalia; Chiroptera; Vespertilionidae.